AUGUUACAGCGAAAACAUUUAUCGAGUGUUUUACUUAUAACACUAUUUUGUAUAGCGAUAACACAAUGUCGUGAAAUCAGUGUAAAAAAUGAGGAAGAUAAUGGUGCCGAACAAUCUGGAUUAGUCGAAGUAUUUGAUUUGGAGCCAGCUGCAAGUAAACAUGGACAUCAUCAUGAAUCAGGCGGUGGUCAUGAACAUCAUGCCCAUCAUCAUUCAUCUCACGGACAUAAGGGUGAUAAAGGUUAUAAAUCGAAACAUCAUCACGAUAAAGGGGAUAAAGGAAAACAUGGUAAACAUCACCAUGCUAGUCAUUACAGUGAUCAUUCAGGACAUAAAAAGAAACAUCAUGACGAAGCUGAACAUUACGGUAAACAUCAUUCAUCAGAGAAAAAACAUAAAGGUGGCAAGUUUGGUGAGAAGAAGGGACAUAAAAAAGGACAUAAAACUACUGGAUAUCAUCAUAAAUCCCAUAAAGAUGAUUAUCAUAAACAUCAUAAGUUCUAUGAUGACUACCAUAAAGGAGGACAUCAUAGUAAACAUGGUGAUUUCCAUGGACAUCAUGCCAAGAAACACGGUGGACAUAAGAAAGGUGGUAGCCAUAAAUCAGGAUACCAUGAUGAUCAUUAUGGCAAGAAAGGACACCAUGAUAAAGGACACUACGAGGAUGAUCAUAAAGGAUUUAAAGGACAUCAUGGACACGAAGAACAUCAUUCACAUCAUGAAGAUUACGGCAAGAAAGGUGGCCAUUCGGGAGGCAAGGAGUAUGGAUUUAAAGAAGGAAAACAUUAA
Molecule: messenger RNA, 789 nt
Organism: Chrysoperla carnea
Lineage: Eukaryota; Metazoa; Arthropoda; Insecta; Neuroptera; Chrysopidae
Product: histidine-rich glycoprotein-like
Exons: 1
Coding region: 1-789 (262 amino acids)
Source: RefSeq, a predicted model, not a curated record